CUUUCAUCCCUCAGCCCUCUGCCCUAUGAAGAGCUCACCAAGCUGAUCGAUGAAGCCAGCGAGAAUGACGUGAACAUCUCAGUUCUCACACAGGAGAUCCUGGUGUACCUGGCCAUGUACAUGCGAACUCAACCCAGCCUUUUUGCGGAGAUGUUCCGGCUCCGGAUCGGCCUUAUCAUCCAGGUGAUGGCAACAGAGCUGGUGCAGUCACUUCGCUGCUCAGCUGAAGAAGCCACAGAGAGCCUGAUGAACCUCAGUCCUUCAGCUUUGAAGAAUCUCCUGCACCACAUUCUCAGUGGCAAAGAGUUUGGUGUGGAAAAAAGUGUGCGUCCUGCUGAUUCCAAUGUCAGCCCUGCUAUUUCCAUUCAUGAAGUCGGUGCUGCUGGGGUGACCAAAACUGAACGGGCAGGAAUCCUGCAGUUAAAAAGUGACAUAAAGCAG
Molecule: messenger RNA, 441 nt
Organism: Gracilinanus agilis (Agile Gracile Mouse Opossum)
Lineage: Eukaryota; Metazoa; Chordata; Mammalia; Didelphimorphia; Didelphidae
Product: phosphorylase b kinase regulatory subunit alpha, skeletal muscle isoform-like
Exons: 4
Biological process (GO): glycogen metabolic process
Cellular component (GO): phosphorylase kinase complex
Molecular function (GO): calmodulin binding
Source: RefSeq, a predicted model, not a curated record